AUGCGUUUCAGCUGUACCGUAAUUUAUCCAAAGUCAGCACACUUAAAGCUCGUAGCCAUUUUGUGCUCAACAGUGGGAUGUUUUCCAUGGCAAUUCAUGUUAACGGAUAACACAAUUUUUCAGACGGCAUAUAAAUAUUACUCUAGAAUUACUCUUUUCUUAUACUUCACAUUGAUUUGUUCGGUAUACGUCGAAUUAUUCUCUCUGGUGUCCAUAAGACCGCUAAGAUUUGACGAAAUUGUCCGAAAUGUGUGCCUUACCUUGCUCUGCACUAAUACCAUAACGAGACAAUUGAUCAUGAGGCUCAAACCUCAGAUAAGAAAUAUUAUAUUAAAUAUAAUAAAUGCAGAAAAGUAUAUUAAGGAUACGUACGAUGAUACGGUCAUUGCUAUUUACACAAAAUGUGCUUCUAAUACCACGAGGAAAACUGUAGCUUAUUCUCUCUUUGUGAGCAUUACAAGUCUUAUGCAUUUUAUACGACCAUUUUGCGUGUAUGACACCGUCGUUCGAAGAAACGUUACUUUAACAUACAGAUCUUUUCCUUUAUCAGCAUGGGUACCUUUUGAUCCUUAUGAUUAUUAUUGGGAAACGUUCUUUUUGACUUCAACCUGGGUAUUAAUCGGAACAUUUUUCCUUUGUGCCAAUGACAUACUGAACUUCGCCCUAAUAAUGUAUCCUUCAGGUCAACUAGAAAUGCUGCAUAAUAUUCUUAGAGACUUUAAACACUAUAAAGAAAAUAUCAUGAAGCAUAACCCAAGUAUUGGAGAUAAAAAGGCAUCAUUCUUUUUAUUAAAGAAGUGUAUUGAAAUGCAUAAGGAGAUUAUAAAGUACGUCGAUGAUUUUAAUGAUAGUAUGAGCAUUUUUAUGGUUUUUGAUUUCUUACAAACUUCCUUACAGCUAGCCUCGGCAACUAGUCAACUCGUAGUGAUGGAGUUUACACCACAUACAAUUGGAUUUGUAGGAGGAUUUUUUGUAAUGUUAAUGUACAGGCUUUGUAUUAUCUACUAUUAUGCUAAUGAAAUACUUUUGUUGUCGGAAGACUUGGCAUAUUCUGCUUUUAAAAGUAACUGGUAUGACCUAUCGCCCCACACUAAAUAUAUGUUCCAAAUAUUCAUGUUAAGAUGUAAAAAACCGUUAGUGUUAAAGAUUGGCCCCUUUGGAUUUAUGACAUUGUCUACUCUUCUUUCUAUUCUCCAAGCAAGCUACACAUAUUUUAUGUUCAUCUACAGCAGCCAAGAAAAAUAAGAUACUUACACUUACAAAAAAAAUGCAUACACCGGCACAAUAUUUAAAAAAUAUUAGUAAAUAGAUAUUUACCAAAAAAAUACUGCUAUCACUAUAAUUAAAUUUGUCUGUAUUAACGACUGUUCAUAAUAGAAAUAG
Messenger RNA from Anthonomus grandis grandis, 1383 nucleotides. Its product is annotated as odorant receptor 30a-like. Gene Ontology annotation, molecular function: olfactory receptor activity; odorant binding. Lineage: Eukaryota; Metazoa; Arthropoda; Insecta; Coleoptera; Curculionidae. The coding region runs from base 1 to 1245 and encodes 414 amino acids. The record is from RefSeq and is a predicted model, not a curated record. The transcript is spliced from 8 exons. Gene Ontology annotation, biological process: detection of chemical stimulus involved in sensory perception of smell; sensory perception of smell. Gene Ontology annotation, cellular component: plasma membrane.